AUGGUCGCUCAAGAUGUGAAGCAGAAAAAGCUUAUCAAAAGCCUGCUGGGCGAGAAGGGGAGAUUGCAUCCUUCUCAUUGGUCAGCUCUUCCCAUUAACGCUUCAAGAUAUGGUAAAGAGAAGGAGAUGACCGAUGAGAAGCGCACCAUCUCCGCCCACUACGGCGAGUGCCAUCCACUUCAUAAAAUGUCCGACUACAAAAGUCAUGUGUGGAACCAAGUGGCGCAGCAGUUGUCCUUUUCAGGCCCUGGAGUGGAGCUGGAGCGCAAAUGGCGUCAUAUGCGGGAUCGUUAUGUACGCCUUCGAAAGAUCGACAAGACCAGCGCUCCGCUCAAAAAAGGCGAUAAAUGGUACUACUAUUACAAGAAAAUGUCAUUUUUGGACCCCUACAUAGAGCAUCGGAACAGGCGAAAGCGAGGCGAUCUUAUGACGAGUCUCAUGAAACUUGGAGGCAAUGAGAGGAACGAUGAGGAGGAAGCUAGCGAUUCCGGAGAAGGAGAGAUUGAGGAUCGCUGUGACCCACUGAAAGAAUUUUAUGCGAGUUUUGCUGAGCAGAGCAUGGCGAUGCCGUUACCAAUUGAUGUGGAGUAUAAUGACAAGCAAAGCCAGUCCGCGGGCUCAUCGGGGAAGAAGAGGAAACUUGAAGAGGUGCAUGAGGAAGACGUUGGAGACACAGAGGUUUCCUUAUUUGUUCGCUCGAUUGAAAAGUCGUUAAGCGGCAUGGAUGCACGUACGUUCGCUUUGGCACGAUUGGAAAUAUCUCGGGUUCUUUUUGAUUGUCAAUAUGGAGAUAGAAAACUGGUCUAA
Molecule: messenger RNA, 807 nt
Organism: Ostertagia ostertagi
Lineage: Eukaryota; Metazoa; Nematoda; Chromadorea; Rhabditida; Trichostrongylidae
Source: the annotation of a GenBank genome assembly